Molecule: messenger RNA, 1666 nt
Organism: Petromyzon marinus (sea lamprey)
Lineage: Eukaryota; Metazoa; Chordata; Hyperoartia; Petromyzontiformes; Petromyzontidae
Gene: NUBPL
Product: NUBP iron-sulfur cluster assembly factor, mitochondrial
Biological process (GO): iron-sulfur cluster assembly; mitochondrial respiratory chain complex I assembly
Cellular component (GO): mitochondrion
Molecular function (GO): ATP binding; ATP-dependent FeS chaperone activity; 4 iron, 4 sulfur cluster binding
Source: RefSeq, a predicted model, not a curated record
UGGAGACGUCAAUCGGCGCGGUUGUGUGGGGGGAUGACGUCACGCCGAGUGGCGUAAUCGCGCGCGGCGCUGCGCACGUGAAUGGAUUUUUUUUCUUACGUCGCCCUUUGCGAGCUGUGUUCCCACCGUCGCUGAUGGGAAGGAGAGAGAAACGCGACACGCAGAGACCUUAAAGGCGCGCGAGGGAAAAGCGCGGGAAUGUGGAGCGCGUCUCGCGCCGUCGCGGUCGCGCGCGCCCUGGGUGCGAGGAGCCUCGCUCAGGUCACUGACCACCAGAGGGAGCUGCAGGCGCGCGGCUUACCCCGGAGGCGCGCGGUGCCCGGGGUCAAACGCGUGCUGUGCGUGGCGUCCGGCAAGGGCGGCGUGGGGAAGUCCACGCUUGCCAGUACGCGCUCUCUCGCGCAGUCACGAUGUACCCGUGCACCAGUUAACCUGGCACUGGGCUUGCAGGCUGUGACAGAGGGUGAGCGUGUGGGUCUCCUUGACCUCGACGUGUUCGGUCCGUCGCUUCCUCGUCUCAUGAAUCUCAAGGGGCAGCCCGAGCUCACAGCAGGUAAUAAUUUAAUGAAACCAUUAAUCAACUUUGGGAUUCCAUGCAUGUCCAUGGGGUUCCUGAUGGAGGAAGGAGCGCCCUUGGUGUGGAGAGGCCUCAUGGUGAUGUCAGCGGUGGAGAGACUUAUCCGAAAGGUGGAGUGGGGGGAGCUGGAAUACCUGGUUGUGGAUUUGCCUCCUGGAACCGGUGACGUGCAGCUCUCCCUGUCCCAGCUCCUUCACCUCCAAGGUGCUGUCAUCGUAUCCACACCCCAGGACCUGGCAUUGAUGGAUGCGAGGCGCGGGGCUGAGAUGUUUAAAAAAGUGGACGUUCCCGUUUUGGGGGUGGUGGAGAACAUGAGUGUGUUCACGUGUCCUGCGUGCGGACAUCGCACACACAUAUUCGGAGCCGAGGGGGCAAGGCAAAUGGCCACCAGCCUUGGCCUACGCUUUCUCGGUGAGGUGCCUUUACACAUCAGCAUCAGGGAGUCAUCAGAUAGUGGGAAGCCGAUUGUCAUCUCUAAACCAGGAAGCCCAGAGGCCGAAGCCUACCUCACGAUUGCCAAGGAAGUGAUCAAGAGCCUCGGGGAAUUGCAGACGUGACCAACUGGGGUCGCGACCUGAAUGGGUGGUGACCAGAGUUGGAUUGGGCCACUUAGCAACCGGGCCUGUGCCCAGUAACCCGGUGCUGGAGUUGGUUCAUCGUACAUUCGCUCAAUGUAAAUCUGUCUCGCCAGUCAGCCAGCACGUGAUUUAUUUUUUUGCAGAGUGCGCAGACCCGAAUCCAGAACCAGAUUACUGGCAGAUGCCUGGUUUCCUAUUAGUCUCAGCCUGUUCUUGAAAAAGGACAGUUUUAGAACUUGCGCUGGCUGUUAUUGCACAGUUAAGACAUCCUUGCAAUGUCCAAAACGAUCUUCAACCAAAGUAAAUCUCCAAAACGCACUGCCUGUGUACCUAUUUGAAUAUACAGUUGAAGUUGGAUUAGGGUCACUCAAGGUUAACUCAUGGGGCUUUAAAUGUACGUAGCAGCUUGGAUAAAUUCAAGACGGUAGGAAUUAGGGGCGGCAAGAAAAACUCACUGCAAAUUAAAUUUGAUUCCACUUGAUAACUUAGUAUUAAAAGAUGUUUGAAUAUA